Durio zibethinus is the source of this 1421-nucleotide messenger RNA. RefSeq names its product nicotianamine synthase-like. The record is from RefSeq and is a predicted model, not a curated record. Gene Ontology annotation, molecular function: nicotianamine synthase activity. Gene Ontology annotation, biological process: nicotianamine biosynthetic process. Lineage: Eukaryota; Viridiplantae; Streptophyta; Magnoliopsida; Malvales; Malvaceae.
GACGGUUUUGAGAUUAUCUCUGGCUCUCUCAAGAGUUUUAACUUUUACCUUGAAAUUUUGAGUCUUUCCCAUAACCUCAUAGUGUCGACAUGGUUUGCGAGAAAGAUCCCUUGGUACAAAAAGUUUGUGAGUUGUACGAGAAAAUCUCAAGCCUUGAGAGUCUCAAACCUUCGAAGGAUGUCAACAUGCUCUUCACACAACUUGUUCUCACAUGCAUGCCACCAAGCCCUAUCGAUGUUUCCAAGCUUUGCAAAAGAAUUCAAGAAAUGAGGUCUAAGUUGAUUCGACUAUGUGGAGAAGCCGAGGGACUCUUGGAGAACCAUUUCUCAACCAUCUUAGGAUCCUAUGAAAACCCUCUUCACCAUCUCAACAUUUUCCCCUACUAUUCUAACUAUCUUAAGCUUAGCCAACUUGAAUUCGAUAUUCUUAGCAAACACUGCUCAAAUGUCCCUAGCAAAGUUGCCUUUGUGGGUUCUGGUCCGCUUCCUCUCACCUCAAUUGUGUUGGCUUCUUUCCAUCUUACCACCGCCUCUUUCCACAACUAUGAUAUUGAGCCUUCCGCUAAUUCCAAGGCUCUUCAAUUAGUUUCAUCCGAUCCUGAUUUAUCCGAACGGAUAUUCUUUCACACCUCAGACAUAAUGGAUGUUACAAAUGCUUUGAAAGACUAUGAAGUUGUUUUCUUGGCGGCGCUUGUCGGGAUGGACAAGGAUGAGAAAGUUCGAAUCAUUGAUCAUUUGGCUAAGUACAUGGCCCCUGGGGCUCUUUUGAUGCUGAGGAGUGCGCAUGGUUCUAGGACUUUCCUUUAUCCAGUUGUUGAUCCUUGCGAUCUGCGAGGAUUUGAGGUCCUCUCCGUAUUCCAUCCUACUGAUGAUGUUAUUAAUUCUGUGGUCAUUGCACGUAAAUUUCCAAUGACUAAACACUCCAUUGAGCAGCCUCUUGGCCCAACAAAACUUCCCAACAAGUUUUUUGACAUUGAAAUGUUCAGUCCCCUCAACCAUGUGAACCUGGUGGAGGAGCUUGAUAUUGAGGAGCAACGCUCCUGAACCAUGACUAUCCAUUUUAACUCUCGCCAUGGUGUUCUUCUAUCACGCUCAUCAAGGUGUUCUUAAUUUGAAUUGCUUUUCGCUAUGUUUCUGCUGCUUGUCUAACAAGUUAUCUACUAGCAACAUUUUUCCAUUCUCUGUCCUUGAAUCCCCAGUCUUAAUAAAUUAGGAUAUCCGGUUCAGCCUGGUCUGGUUCAAGAAAUGUUAUCAAGGUGAUGCAUAUUUUACUGAUUGGUCUUUAAUUUUCUUCUUUGCAUGCCAUGAUAUAUAGGAUAUCUAUCUAUAAGCAAGGAAGCAGGCAUUUUUAUUCACCUUUCAUCCUAAGGUCUUAUUGUAUCAUUGAUUUCUCCAAUUGAAAGCAAAAAAAAAAUUGUCUCU